This is a messenger RNA of Lactuca sativa (garden lettuce), 1068 nucleotides long. Lineage: Eukaryota; Viridiplantae; Streptophyta; Magnoliopsida; Asterales; Asteraceae. The record is from RefSeq and is a predicted model, not a curated record.
AUGACCACUAAGUUUGCCAAGUUGGAGAAGUUUGAAGGUGUCGAUUUCAGGCGCUGGAAGAAAAAGAUACACUUCAUGCUGACCACUUUGAAAGCAGCAUACGUGCUGACUACUCCAAGACUAGCAGAGCCUGCAGAAGGUGUUGUUGAGAUGGCUGAAGAGACAAGAAAGAGACAGAAGUGGGACAAUGAUGACUACAUCUGCGAAGGUCACAUUCUGAACGGUAUGUCUAAUGCUUUAUUUGAUAUCCAUAGUGAAGCCUUGUUUGCCAAGGAGUUGUGGGAUACCCUUGAACUGAAAUACAUUACUGAGGAUGCUUCUAGCAAGAAGUUUCUGGUUAGUGACUUUAAUAAUUAUAAGAUGGAAAAUUCAAGGUCUGUCACUAGACAGUACAAUCAACUCCUUGGCAUAUACGGACAAUUUAAAUUGCACAAAAUGAAUAUGGAUGAAUCCAUAGUUGUGUCCACUAUCAAUGAAAAACUGCCUCCAUCCUGGAAAGACUUCAAACAUAACUUGAAACAUCAAAAGGAGGAAAUGUCAUUGGUUCAACUUGCUAGUCACAUUCGUAUUGAAGAAUCUCUUCGUGCAAAGGAAAGUGACAAAUCUGAAAAACCCAAAGGAAAAGUUGAACCUGGACAGCCCUCGGUUCAUAUGGUUGAAAACAAACCAAGGAACCAGAACCACAAAGGACAUGGAAAACGUAAGCAUGAACAUGUCCCAGGCAACUCCAACAAAAAGAGAAAGGAUCUAGUUUGUUGGAGGUGCAAUAAAGUUGGGCAUUACAAGCGUGAUUGUCAUGUGAAUUUGGGCAACAAUGGUGCUGGAAACAGUGGAGCCAAUGGGAAAGACAACAGGUCUUCAGCCCAAGUUAAAGGAGGUCAGUGGGAACAUAAUGGAAAACUCAAUUUCUUGAGGGUGAUUAUGAGGGUGGAUAUAAAUGAAGAGAUUAAGGUUCUAGACAUUUUUGAUGACAAAGAGUUGCUCAAGCUUGCAAUUGGAAGACAAUGCAUGGAACAAGGUAAGCAGUAUAAGACUACCAGUUAUGAUGAGUUGAACCUUUGCCAAUGA